Penicillium diatomitis is the source of this 1203-nucleotide messenger RNA. RefSeq lists its product as uncharacterized. The transcript has a single exon. The coding region runs from base 1 to 1203 and encodes 400 amino acids. NCBI's taxonomy places the organism in Eukaryota, Fungi, Ascomycota, Eurotiomycetes, Eurotiales, Aspergillaceae. The record is from RefSeq and is a predicted model, not a curated record.
AUGCCCCGAUGGGGAAGACCACCUGGGGCACGAAUGGGGAGACCAAACCGGGGAGGGCGCGCUCCGUGGGACGAGUCCAGGCGCGUCGAGGAGAUUGAGAGUGAGGAAGAGGAACAGCAGGAGGAGAGUGCAUAUGGGCGGCAGCUGGUGCGCAAGGCUCGCGUCGGAUAUGAACGGCAGUUGCAGUAUGACAGGCGCGGGCGAUACGACUAUGAGGACCCAUUCGACGAGACUGAAUCGAUAGAGGGAGGGGAAUAUGAUUUGUACGACCAUGAAGACAGCACGGUGGCCUACGCGGUGCAGUUGGCGAUGCGGGACAAGGAAGAUCAUUUGGUGGAUCAAGCGUUGGAGCGUAUCCGUCGGGCACAAUUGUUAGGCAGGAAGAACGUUCGGCUUUCCCAGCGUGAAUUGGAUGCUCUAGAGCGAAGACGACAACAAACGGACGAGGGCAGGUCGAGCGGCGCACGACGCUCCAGGCAGAAUGGUGCGGGGACGGCCUCGCGGCCAGUCUCUCGCCGCAAAGACGCUGCGGUCCCGGAGCAACAACUGCCUCCAUACCCUUCAUUCGACCCCGAACCUCAGUGGAAUCCCACGAUACACGGUCGGUCCGGCAACUCGUCCGCUGCGCGUCCGCGAACCCCAACCACACAAUCCUUACGGCCCCAACAGUCUGCGUCCCCUAUCCGGCCAAGGUCUUCUUCCCAUUAUAUGAAUCUCGAUCCGAGCGGUCAUCCCCAGCCAUUACAACAGCCACCGUAUCCACGACCGCUACCAGACGACCCCCAGUGGGCCCCGUCAUCAUACUACAACCCCAUGCAGAUGGUUCACUAUGGUUCUGGCCAGUUCCCGAUUGAUCGAUCGAUGCCGCCUGACACGGGCGUAAGCUCUCAAUACCGUGGAGAUUAUUCCGCCGGUAUGCCGAUGCCUUAUGGCCCAUCUCGGCCGUCAAUGAUGGAGCAUCGUCAGUCCCUGGACCCGUCCUCGACGCGAGCGCCUCGUCCAGGUCGAGCGGAGUCUCCCGCACGAAGCGCCAGCGACGAGGAGAGAACGCGGGUGGAAAUCAGUGACGAUGAUGAGGAUGAGGAUGAUGAUGUGCAGAUUGUGAAGGUGGUCGAGCGAACCACUCCUACGGGCUUCCAGCGCAAACGGGUGCCCGGCACGCAACGAAGCAGUCGAGCUAGUCGGACGCGGAAAAAUCGUUAA